This is a messenger RNA of Polyodon spathula (Mississippi paddlefish), 4998 nucleotides long. Its product is annotated as AT-rich interactive domain-containing protein 4B-like. NCBI's taxonomy places the organism in Eukaryota, Metazoa, Chordata, Actinopteri, Acipenseriformes, Polyodontidae. Gene Ontology annotation, molecular function: transcription cis-regulatory region binding. The coding region runs from base 240 to 4253 and encodes 1337 amino acids. Gene Ontology annotation, cellular component: nucleus. The transcript is spliced from 24 exons. The record is from RefSeq and is a predicted model, not a curated record. Gene Ontology annotation, biological process: regulation of transcription by RNA polymerase II.
CAGAAAGAUCGAGUCCGUCAGUUACAGAGCAUUUCGGACGGAUACGCAUCUUGACAACAGCCACGGGGGUGGCGAAAAACAACAAUACCCGUCUGGUCUUUGCCUCCGCAUUUGGUUCAGUUGAUGUAGGAUAAAUACAUUGCACCAACAAGGAAAAAAGAAGGAGGAAGUGGACUGCGGCGGCUGUUCUCGCUCGAGGCUUGGCACACCAGUCCCUCAUGAGGAGCAAAGCCAUCUGAAUGAAAAUGAAGACUAUUGACGAGCCGCCAUACCUGACUGUUGGUACCGACGUGAGCGCGAAAUACAGGGGAGCUUUCUGUGAAGCCAAGAUAAAGACUGCAAAGAGGCUCGUCAAAGUAAAGGUAACGUUUAAACAAGAUUCAUCAUCGAGGGAAGUACAGGAUGACCACAUCAAAGGCCCUUUAAAGGUGGGAGCUGUUGUUGAGGUGAAAACCCAAGAUGGAGCAUUUCAGGAGGCCGUAAUUAACAAGUUGACUGAUGCAAGCUGGUAUACAGUAGUGUUUGAUGAUGGUGAUGAAAAGACCCUGAGGCGCUCAUCACUCUGCCUGAAAGGAGGGCGACACUUUGCAGAAAGCGAGACUCUAGACCAGUUACCCCUUACAAACCCUGAACAUUUUGGCACUCCGGUUAUAGGAAAGAAGUCAAACCGAGGGAGAAGAUCAAAUCACGUCCCCGAAGAUGAAUCUUCGUCAUCUUCCAGUGAGGAAGACGAAGGGGGCAGACGACUGAACGAUGAAUUACUUGGUAAAGUCGUGUGUGUGGAGUGUACAAGUUCAGACAAGAAGGCGGCCUCUUGGUAUCCUGCUCUAGUUAUUUCCCCAGACUGUAAUGAUGAAGUUGCUGUGAAAAAGGAUAACAUUCUGGUUCGCUCAUUCAAGGAUGGAAAAUUCAACGCCGUUUUCAGAAAGGACGUCAGAGAAAUCAAUAGUGAAAUGGCUCCCAAACCUGAAGCUGGCAUGAAGCCAGCUUUGGACAGGGCUCUGUCGUUCUUGAAGAGUGGAGCCGUUCCCAGUAACUGGAAGACAGAGCUGAAGGAGGAGAGCUCCAGCAGCGAGGAAGAGGACGACAAGGAGGAAGAGGAAGAGGAGGAUGCUAGCAGCGAGGAUGACGAGGAAGUGGAGCCAUUUCCAGGAGAGAGAGAGAAUUUUCUGCAGCAGCUGUACAAGUUCAUGGAGGAUAGAGGCACUCCUAUUAACAAGAGGCCAGUGCUUGGCUAUCGAAACCUGAACCUUUUCAAGCUGUACAGACUGGUUCACAGGUUGGGGGGAUUCGAUAAUAUUGACAGUGGCUCAGUUUGGAAACAAGUCUACCAGGACUUGGGAAUCCCAGUACUCAACUCGGCAGCUGGAUACAACGUCAAAUGUGCCUACAGAAAAUACCUGUAUGGGUUUGAGGAGUACUGCAAAUCCACAGGCAUCAUAUUCCAGAUGGCCCUGCCAGAGAAAUCGGCCAGCUUCCCUGAGACAAGGAGGGGGGAAGAGGAGGAGAGCCUCUUUCACAAACCUGAACUGACAGCCGAGAAACCGGAGCAGGAGGAGGAGGAGGAGGAGCAGGCAUCACCAGAGACGGAGUGCAAAAAAGAAACGGAAAUCAAGCUCUUCAAGGGGGAAAAGAAAACGGAGCCAGAGUCACUGGCUGUAAAAGAUGACAACUACUUGGAGAUUCCCACUUUAAAAAAUGAGGAGGAAGAGGAGGAGGUGGAAGAUAAUGACGACGAGGAGGAGGAGGAUGAGAGAGAGGUACCCGAUGAUAACGCUGUUAACCUUCUUAAAGAAAACAUGAAACAAGACCAGUCAGAGGAGAAGGACCUGUCCGUGAAACAAGACCAGUCAGAGGAGAAGGACCUGUCCGUGAAACAAGACCAGUCAGAGGAGAAGGACCUGUCCGGGGAUGAAAGCAUUAAGGAGGGGGAAGGGGAGGAGUUUGAGUGUUAUCCUCCAGGGAUGAAGGUCCAGGUGAGGUAUGGGCGGGGGAAGACCCAGAAGCUGUAUGAAGCCAGUAUUAAGGAUUCGGAUCUUGAGGGGGGAGAGGUGCUCUACCUGGUGCACUACUGUGGCUGGAACGUGAGGUAUGAUGAUUGGAUAAAAGCAGACAAAAUUGUGCGUCCAGCUGAUAAGAAUGUUCCAAAAAUAAAGCAUCGAAAGAAAAUAAAGAACAAAAUGGAGAAAGAGAGAGACAAGAUGGAGAGAGCAGAAAGAGAGGAACUUUGCCCACACAAAAUGAACCACAUUGGGAGAUCGGCAAAAUCUUCCAUCAACAGCACACCUUCCGACAGCUUCUCAAAGCUGGAUAGUGGCGAAGCCAAGGGGGCUGAGCAAACUGCGCUCAAAUCCAUUGAAAUCACAUCUGUCCUCAAUGGGUUGCAAGCAUCUGAAAGCUCGGCUGAGGAGAGCGAGUGUGAAGAUGGAGAUGAUGAAGAUGAGUAUGAGGAAGAUGAAGAAAGCCAGGGAAAAAAAGAAAGGUUUGGUUCCCUCGAGAGCAUGCACGUUAUUGAGAGAUGGCAAGUCGGCCCCUCUCUGGAUGAGGAUCAGGAGGAGCUGAAACACCUUUCAGACACCCGAGACACUGUGAUGAAGAAAAGGGCAGAGCAGCAGGGUGAGGCAGAAUUGGAGAAGGAAGAGGAACUACAAAGAAAACUGGAGAUCAUACAGGAGGAAAGGGCAACAGAAAGACCGUCCAAAUCACAGAUGAAGCGCAAACAGAGGAACAGCAGGAUGGAAGAGUGGCUCCGAACAAGUUCCCACAAGCAGGUAGAGGACAGGGCCAAGCCAGUCAGCUUGGGGUUUACUGCCAGCAGUAGCUCAGAGGAUGAGGAUGAGCAAAAGCAGCAGCAGGAAAAAGAGGAAGAACACCAAAAAACCAAAAACACCCCGUCCAAGAAGUACAACGGCCUGGAGGAGAAGCGGAAGUGUGGACGGCCUGCAGGCUUCUGGGAUGUUCCGGAGAAAAGGCCCAAGCUCUUGGGCGGUUCAGAGGAGAGGCUGCCCAGCAGCCGAGCUAAAGGCCAGAAGGACGUCUGGUCCAGCAUUCAGGGACAGUGGCCCAAGAAGACUCUAAAGGAACUUUUUUCAGACUCUGACACCGAGGCGGCCAACUCACCUCCUCCCGUCCCACCCCCUGAAGAGCCCAAACAGGAACCAGCCCUCGAGGAGAUAACUGACCAGGAAAGGACCGAAGGGAAACUCUUAAACGAGGAAAUGGGGGAUAAGAGAGCAGAGUUCCCUAGCAGUGGCAGCAACUCUGUUCUCAACACGCCCCCCACCACGCCGGAGUCCCCUUCGCUGCCAGGGAGCAGGAUGGAGCCCGACAGGACUCAGGCAACCGCUCCUCCUGCAGCCCCUCCUCCACCUUCCGCUAAUCCCCUUCCUCCCCCUCCUGCUCCCUCAGUAACGGACCAUCAUCCUGUGCAGGAGGAGAGUGUGGGCGGCCGCAGUGAGACAGACAGCAGCACGGCGGAGGUGGAGAGCCUUGGCGGGGAGCUGCAAGAGAUUCGAUCCGAAGGAGGCGCUUAUCCCAUCGUCUUUGAUGCCACCCUCUCCUCCAAUAGCAACAGCAGCAGUAUCCCCAUUAACAGCAGCAACAGCAGCCUGCCAGAAACAGGACAUAAGGAGAAAGCAACGACGAGCCAAAAACGGCAAAAAGAUGAUCAGGGAGGUGUUUCAUCUAAGAAGCAGAAAAGAAGCCACAAAAAUUCAGGCACUCGCCACAAAAAGAGUCGAAAAACAGCACACAGCAGUGACAGUGAAGACCAGUCGGCCAGUGAAAAUGCUGCCAAAUCCCCUCCCACCAAGUCAGCAGCCAGCCUGAAACCUGCAUCGCAGACCAAGUGUCCGGGCAGGACGCACUCCCCAGGGAAAUUUAGCAAGCAUGGCAAUUCAGAAAACAAAGAGCCCAACAACCGCUCUUCCAGAGUGUAUAAAUGGAGUUUUCAAAUGUCUAAUCUGGAGAAGAUGACUAGUGUCGAGCGCGUAGCAUUCCUUCAAGAAAAACUACAGGACAUACGAAGUCAUUACCUUUCUCUCAAGUCAGAGGUGGCUUCCAUUGACAGAAGAAGAAAACGUUUAAAGAAAAAGGAACGCGAAAGUACGGGUGCUGCUGCAGCGUCGUCUUCAUCCUCCUCUUCGUCAUCUCCAUCCUCCAGCUCCAUCACAGCAGCGGUCAUGCUGACUCUGUCCGAGCCUGUGUCCGGCUCGUCUCAGAGCAGCGGGAGUGUGUCCGUGGAGUGCAGGUGACCCGCGGAGGACAUGCCCACAGCACUCUACACCAGACUAGCUCUCGGAGGCUGGGGGCCAUUUUUAAACUGACCGAGGCACAACAACAACAACAACAACAACAACAAUAAAAACAAUGAGCACUAUUUUCUAUUUACAGAUGUUUUCUUGGCAAGCUAACUCUGCACUUAAGUGCACUUUUAUGAAGGAAAAAAAUAUAACAGACCUGUGUUAAUGUAGUUUGUUUUGUUUAUUUUUUUGGGUUUUUUUUCUGUUUUGUAAGUUUUUCUUCAAGCAAUAAUUGUUUCCAAGUAGUCUGGGGAUUUUUUUUUUUUUUUUUAAUUUUUUAUUUAACAUCAACUUGAUAGGCCUUCCACUGUGUAAAAGGGAUUUCUGUUUACUUUAACUUCCCAGAGAUUCUGUCCAGUUUUCCCUUGGCAUAUUGCUAUAUUUAUAAGCUGCAACAGCUGCCAUGUGUUACCACAGGUUGUCUUUAUCAAGGCUGGACCAUUUGACCGUUUCAUUUUUGUUGAACUUCUUAGUCACUCAUAAGCACACACAAAACAUGUUCAGUUGUACAGGCCUAUUCAUUUUGAGCAGCAUUUUCACACAAUAAAUAUUGUCAUCAAUUUAGAAUUUAAGCAGUUUUAGUUGUUCAGACCACAAAUAAAGACUUAUUAAGCAUACCUCCUGCAUUUAUGUUCACAUCAGAUGCCUGAAUUGUUGAGUAGUUUUAAAAGGCCUGUUUGUUUAUGUUUUUGUUAUA